Messenger RNA from Benincasa hispida (wax gourd), 1631 nucleotides. Its product is annotated as RNA-binding KH domain-containing protein. Gene Ontology annotation, biological process: regulation of mRNA splicing, via spliceosome. Lineage: Eukaryota; Viridiplantae; Streptophyta; Magnoliopsida; Cucurbitales; Cucurbitaceae. Gene Ontology annotation, cellular component: nucleus. The record is from RefSeq and is a predicted model, not a curated record. Gene Ontology annotation, molecular function: mRNA binding.
AAUACUUAUAGAUAGACAAGAAGGCACAGCAGUUGUAGUGUGCAUAACUUUUCCACCGACGCCAGAUUGAUAAGCGUCUGGUCGGGAUCGCCACCGCCACCGCCGCCGUUAUCGACUUCGAAUCCUGGCGGUAUCCAUAUCCACUUACGUCUCCGGAGGGAGAGAAAUGACGUCGUCUGCAGGCGGGAUGUACAUGGCUUUCUCUCCCUCUCCUUCGGCUCCUCACUCUCCUCAUCUUCCUGGUCUUCGCUCUCCGUCCUCUGCAUCUGCUGCUGCUCUACUUGAGCAAGAAAAGUAUCUCUCUGAGUUAUUGGCAGAGCGACAGAAACUUAGUCCGUUUAUGCCUGUGCUUCCUAAUAGUUAUCGCUUGCUGAACCAAGAAAUAUUGCGUGUAACCACUCUAUUGGGGAAGGCAUCAGUUUUAGGUCAAAGUGGGCUUGAACAUGCCAGCCCCCUGGCUUCUGGAGGAAUAUUUUCAAAUGGAGGUGCUGACAUGAGUGCAUGGCCAUCACGGUUUCAAUCAGAAAUGUCAGGUUUAUUACAACCAUCAUCAGCACAAAAUUGGCUAAGUUCUCAAGGUAGCUCAUCAGGUCUUAUUGUGAAGAGAACCAUCAGAGUAGACGUUCCCGUUGACAACUUCCCUAAUUAUAACUUUGUCGGCCGCCUCCUUGGACCUAGGGGAAACUCUCUCAAGCGAGUGGAGGCCAGUACUGAUUGUCGAGUUUUGAUUAGAGGGCGUGGUAGCAUUAAGGAUCCAGCUAGGGAAGAAAUGAUGAGAGGAAAACCAGGUUAUGAGCAUUUGAAUGAGCCUCUCCACAUCCUUGUUGAGGCGGAAUUGCCCGUUGAAAUUAUUGAUGCUCGCCUUAUGCAAGCCCGUGAGAUUCUUGAGGACUUGCUCAAACCAAUGGAAGAAUCUCACGACUUCUACAAGAAGCAACAGCUACGGGAGCUAGCCAUGCUUAAUGGCACGCUUCGUGAGGAGGGCUCGCCUAUGUCCAGUUCAGUGUCUCCCUUCCACAAUAGCCUUGGAAUGAAGAGAGCCAAGACUAGGGGGUAAAUCGAAUUGCUGCUUCAUAGAAGAGGCUUUUGGAGAUUGUUUUCUAGCGUCUGGGAGUAAUCAGCAGUCCCAUUCCAAGGUGUUGCCUGCAGCCAAUGCCUUCACUGCAAUCGGGGCACUCGCACUCUUAUGUGCAGGUUCUUACUAAAAUUUAUAUGGUGUGUUUAUGUAGUAUUCGGAAGAGAAGGUAAUGUACUGACAUGGAAAUGUCAAAGCAGUAAAGGAUUACUAGCGAUUGGGGGGGGCUAUAUAUAUAUUUGUUGCUCUAGCAGUUAAUGGUUUGCGAAAUCUCUCAAAAGAAUUUAAUGUGCGUUAUUUACUAGGCUUUUUUUAUAAGGUUAUGAUAGAAGUUCUGAUAUUAUUUAGGAUUGUGGGUUCUUUUGGGACUUAAAGAAAAAAGGGCCAAGGCUUGUAAGCGAUUGUGAGGUACAGGAACUAUUGAUUUAUUAAGUUGUUUUUUUGUUUCUGUUGGGUGUGUUUUGUACUAGAAAGAGUAGAAAUCUUUUCCCCCCUUCAAAAACAUUCUUUAUUAUUUCCUUUUUAUAUGAUCUAGAGAUUCAAAACCUUUGAUAUA